Protomyces lactucae-debilis is the source of this 2182-nucleotide messenger RNA. Its product is annotated as armadillo-type protein. Gene Ontology annotation, cellular component: nucleolus. NCBI's taxonomy places the organism in Eukaryota, Fungi, Ascomycota, Taphrinomycetes, Taphrinales, Protomycetaceae. The transcript has a single exon. Gene Ontology annotation, biological process: regulation of translation. Gene Ontology annotation, molecular function: mRNA binding. Bases 33 to 1913 code for a protein of 626 amino acids. The record is from RefSeq and is a predicted model, not a curated record.
CACAAGUAGAAGAGACAAGCAACGCGUUCAUCAUGGUCGCAGUCAAGAGGAAAGCAGGCGCCAGUGUUGGAACCGUCAAGAGUGAUGCAAAGAAGCCAAGGGCCACGAGUCAUGCAGCAGUUCAAGGCAGUGCAGCGCCAGAGCAGCAACAAGCUGCAGAUGACGACUCAGAGGAUGAUCUAGACAUGUCCUCGAGUGAGAGUGACGAGUCAGAGAGUGCAGAGGAGGACGAAGUGAUGGAAGAAGGUGCUGCGCAGGAAUCCUCCGCACGAGAGCCAAGCAAUGGCAGCACCGCGAAGGAAUCGCACGCCAAGCAAAAGCAAGAACUGCUAGCGCGCAAAGCGGCAAAGCCCCAUGCAGACAUCAUCUCUCGCGCAAAGGGACUCUGGUCUCAGCUGAACCGCAAGAAGGUGCCAAAACAAGAGCGUGAAAAGGUCAUCAAGCAGCUCUUUGACGUGAUUCAGGGAAAUGUCGUUGAGAUCAUCUUUAAGCACGAUGCAAACCGCGUUAUUCAAGCAGCGUUCAAGUAUGGCAGCACCGAGCAGCGUCUCAUUAUCCUUGGAGAGCUGAAGGGCAGGAUUGUCGAUCUGUCGAAGAGCACCUACUCCAAAUUCCUGGUCGUCAAGAUGCUGUUGUAUGGCAACGCUGAAGUGCGAGAGAAAAUUCUUGCAGAGAUUCACGGCAAUGUUCGCAAACUCAUCAAGCACAAAGAAGCAGCGUAUGUGGUAGAAGACGCUUUCCGAGACUACGCCACACCGGCACAGCAAGAAAUGCUGCUGUCCGAGUUGUACGGCGCCGAGUUUAGUGUCUUUGCAACGGCCAACCAAAAGCCAUUAGCCGAGAUCCUUGCAGCCUCACCAGAGAAGCGAGACCUCAUCAUGCGCAACUUGUGGGAGUCCAUCAGUGGCUCCAUCAAGAAGGGCUCGAUUGGAUUCACCUUUCUGCACAGAGCUCUGCUUGUCUACCUCCAAAAUUGUAGCGCAACAGAGAGGGUUGAGGCAAUUGAGACUGUCAGAGAGCUUUUGCCAGAGUUCGUGCAUACACUCGAUGGCGCCGAUGCUGCUGGCUUGGUGAUUGCUCAUGCUACAGCCAAGGACAGGAAGCUCAUUAUGAAGGCCCUCAAGCCGCACAUCGCGAGUGCUAUGCGUGAUGAGUUUGGAUGGCUCGCUGUAGUUGCGCUGUACAUGAGUGUCGACGAUACCGUUCUGCUCAAUAAAGCCAUGUCGCCGGAAAUCAAGGCAAAGCUGCUCACUUUGCUCGAAGACAGACACGCACGCAAAGUAUUCCUCUAUAUCCUUGGUGGAUGUCAAGCGCGGCAUUACAAUGCAAAAGAAAUGGCUUACUUUGCAACAAUACAAAAAGAGAAGGCCACAACGAGUAAGAAGGAGGACAGUGUCAGACGGCAGGAAGUGGCAGAAUCAGUUUCUCCCAUGCUUGUUGAAGCAUUGGCUGCGAACAUCGAAGACAUGUUGGCAGACCCAGCAGCCGCUCCUUUGAUUCUUGAAAUCAUGCUACAUGCGACUGAAGUACCAGAAGCACCCACAGACAAGCUUCUUGCCAUCUUGAAGCAAGCACCGCAACGCCCAGAUCUAAUCAAGGAGCAUACACCUAGGAUGCUCAAGGCACUCGUUCAGGGAGGCUUUUGGAACCCACAAACCAAGUCUGUUGAAGCGACACAAGUACAGCCCACUGAUGCAUUCGCGAAGCGGUUUGCGCCUCUCGUCGCUCAAGAGGCUGCUUUUUGGGCUUCUGGCGACGCUUCCUUUGCGGUAGUCGCACUGCUCGAAACACUUGGUGAGUCCACUGAGCUCGCAUCGCUUUCGCGAGCAUUGAAGGAUCAGCAGAGUGAGAUACAGGCGGCUGCGGAUGCAGGCAACAAGGGAUCCCGCAUCAUCCUGACAAAGCUGAAGUAGUAUAGCAGCUCAUUUCUAAACAUCACAAUUCCCCCCGUGAGUUCCAUCACGCAUUCAUCGGCUAUUCUCUAGGUAUUGAACCGCAUGCCCAUGCGACCACGUUGGCACGCAGCUGCAGAUGCGUGCACGGCACCAAUUGCGCUUCGGAGUCGCAAAUUAGACCUAGAAGAACAAACCCUUUCACGUUGCAUGAUCGUCAGUGCAAACGACUAUCACUGUGUGAAUGAGGGCCGCUCUGCGGAAGACAGCACCUGUGCGACUAUAUCUCU